Molecule: messenger RNA, 2745 nt
Organism: Aplosporella prunicola CBS 121167
Lineage: Eukaryota; Fungi; Ascomycota; Dothideomycetes; Botryosphaeriales; Aplosporellaceae
Exons: 2
Coding region: 226-2745 (839 amino acids)
Source: RefSeq, a predicted model, not a curated record
CCAACUAAUUUCCUUCCCAGCUGCUCUUAGCUCCGCUCCGACUCCACAAGACCCUGCGACUCCCCGUCCAGCCCACUGCCAUACCACGAUUCAUACGUCCCGAGUCGCGACCCUCUGCGCGACUACUUCAAAGCUCCGGGGCCUUUUCCGUUUCACAGGGGAUCUCUUCCGCUGCAGCGCAGCUUUGACAGACCACUUCCGGAUCAGCCGUCCGUCCUUUCUACCAUGCAACUGUUUAACAAGAACAACCCUCCUCCCAGACCACGACAAACUUCCAUUGACGCACAACUCGAGGACUCAAGCCUAGACCUUUCCUUGUCCAAUCAGGAUCUACCAUCCCCGCCAGAGCGCCUCGCGAAGGACCUUAACGUCAGGAGGAACUCACUGUUUACCCUUCGCUCCCGGAGCAAUACCGGCGGCUCAGGAUCUUCCACCAAGAUGUCUUCCAAUGACGAGACAAGCCAGUUUGCGCGCCGGGGUUCCAAGGACAUCUCGUCGGCCCAGUCCGAGUCUCUUACGUCAAAGCAAAAGGCCUUGUUCCAACGCAGCAAGAUAUUGAGACGUCAGAGCAGCAAACUCACCGCCACCGCCGGUAUUGAGGAGAUUGACGAGGCCAACAGUGGAAGAAGAGGUUCUAUUUUCAGCAGGGAACGCAAGAAAAGCAACUUCGAGACUCCUGAGCAAUUUGCCCUCAGGAGGCGCCACAUCUCAGGCCCUUUUGAUUUCCAGCACCUGACACACACUGCGCCUCAGCAGCUUCCCACGGACGACCACAUCAGCCACAAUGAACUCGUUGCUGAGUUCUGGGCGCACAGGGCGUCCCAGGUCCCCAAUCGGGAGUUGCGCGGCAUCAAGGCUGAGGAUUUGAACUCUUCUGAGCCCAAGGCUGAAAGUGAAUCGCCUGCCAGUACUCCCCCUGUCGCCGGACCUCAGUCUUCAACCGACUCCAUCCCCGAAUCCCCUUCACCUAAGUCGAGUGCCCGCCCUGCACGACCUAUUGGAAGCUUUUCUCAACCGAUCCCGCCCAGUUCCCCUAGGUCCCAGAACACCAACACCGUACCCCCCAGGAUGUCUUCGCGCCUCGCCAUGUCACGGGGUGAGGACACACCUAUUGCACAGGCAUAUGCCGCCGCUGGCCGUAGAGGCUCCGGCCUGUGGGGAUUGGACGCACAGCAGGGUUACACUCGUGCCACCGAGUCUUCCGAGGAUGUAGCCCAGAUCCACGCCGUCACCACGCCGGACGAAACUGCCAUUCCCGCCGUGUCUCCCGCGUGGGCCGGUACUGACUUGGAGCACAUCGCAGAGGAGGAGGAAGGUUACUUUGGACGCCGGUCCUAUGACAGGAACGUCAACAAUUACUCGCCUUCGUCCGAUAUGUCGCCCACCCAGAAGCCCGCGCAAACCAACGAGAGUCUGCCCAUGCGCUCCCUCGACCCAUCCAGCGUCCACGAGCAGUUGAAGUCCUUCGCAAACUCUCGCUCGAACAAGCCUCGUCCCCUAUCGCAGAUGUCCGAGACACUUGGCGCACCUUUCGAGCCCAACAAGGUCGUCCCUACUCCCCUAGAGUCUGCUACGCUUGGACCCUCCGUUGGAGGAGCCUCUGCAGCACGUUCCUUGAGCCGGACGCAGGCCGUCAGGAGACGCUCGACGUUUUUCAAGUCUUUCGACACCAAUUCCUGGGAAGACGAUAUCGACUACUGCUAUGAGAUGGCUGCGGAGGCUGAUUGCGACUUCGACUGGGAUCGUAAGUCUGCUGAAGGAACCGUGGAGCGUCGCAGCCCUAUGGUUGCCAACUUCCCUACGGUUAUGGAGGAGCAAGAGGAGGAUCUGUUCAGCCCCACGGAGAGAGGUCUUGAGGUCGAGGAGACUCGGAAGCUCAAGAAGCCCUCGUUCCCUCCGGGUUCAUUCCAAUCUUCGCUCAUGGCUCCAAGCACCACCUCGGUCCCAGACCUUGACUACAGGUCUGGCGUUUCCACUUCGACCAACAGCCUGAACACGCCGAUUGAUAAUUACUCAGCCAUCCCCAAUAAGAAGCUCACUUCCGGUUACACGCCUUCCGCCGAACCUGAAGGAUUUGUCUACACCCCUUCUUUACUUGUUCCCCAGGACUUCAAGGAACAGGUGUCGAAGGAGACCAUGUAUGAUGAUCUUCUGAACGACUACGGGGAGACGGAUCGUCACUACCCAUUGCUUCACUCCCGCUCGGAAAACACGCUGAGCAUUGCUGAGUCGACGUUCAGUGGUCCCUCCAGGAACAGCAUGGGUAGCUCCUAUAACAGCAGCCUUCGUUCUGCCUCGAUCUCCUUGACCUCCCCGAACCGUCAGUCUUUGAGAUGCUCGACUGGCUCGGUGCCCGAGCUCGUCCACAGCCGCAAGGCCCGCCGCACUAUGGACAUGAUGGUCGACCAGUUGUCGCACCAGGUGGCCGAAAUUUCUCACCUUGGAGAUGAGCAGGAUGAUGCCAACCCGACGACCGAGCAGCAGACCUUCUUUGCCGACGAGGAGACGGACGCCGAGGACGAGCCUUGCCCGCCCCCGACCGUGAGCCAGCGGAAGUCGGCCAAGCCUCCGGCGUCGCCUCAGCAUGAGCGUGCCUCCUCGGACGGCGCCCACAAGAUGCUCAACUCUGCGCAGGCUAUGGCUAAGGCGCAACACCAGCGCACGUCGAGCAUGGUGCCUGGGACUGGACGUAGGCCUAGCAAGCCUUACACCCUCUCUCUCUUCCCUACGCCGCCGAAGGUCUAG